AUGGCAGACUCUUCCUCCCCAGCUGCCUCGUUCUCUGCACAUCGCUCUUCGCAAGACCACGAUGAGGCGCUCAACUCUGGCGCUGCUGCUCCCGCCGACAUCAUGUCGCCCGGCGAGCCGGCCCCCAACGACCAAACAAAAGAGCGCAUAGAAAGGAUUUUGCAGUCAGAGGACUUCGCAUCAUUUCUUAAAAAGCGCUCCAUUUUAGAAGAAGAGCAGGCGCAAGGCUUGAAGAAACUCGCUCGCAACGCACAGGAAGCCGCCCACAAGCCUGAAACCCGCCAAGGCACGUACGCUCGUGCCCAAGAUGAACUCACAAGAAUACACGAGCAGAUGGCCGACCAUAGUCUGCAGUUUGCCGUCUCGCUAUAUCAAAUGUCUGUCGACCUUGCCGAGCUAUCCGACAAUACCGAAAAGGGCCGCAAACAAUGGAAGGCAAGCGGUCUCGCCGCCGAGAAGAGAGUAUCAGACGCGGAAAAUCAGGUUGAGAAGGCAAAGGCAAAAUAUGAUACGCUAGCAGAUCAGUACGAUCGCGUCAAGACCGGUGACAGACAGGGCGGGAAAUUUGGCCUGAAAGGCCACAAGUCUGCGGUCCAGCAAGAGGAAGAGCUGAGUCGAAAAGUUCAAAAUGCCGACUCCGAUUACCAGGCCAAAGUUCAGGCUGCCCAGAUAGCGCGCCAGGAGUUGACAUCGACGCAUCGGCCUCAAACUGUUUUCCAGCUGCGGCAAUUAAUCUUCGAAUGCGAUUCAGGGGUCACUCUUCAACUGCAGAAAUACGCCGCCUUCAACGAAAGGUACCUGCUCGGGAAAGGCCUCUGCGUCAGCCCGUUGAAGAACGCUCCAUCCGACGGACCAAAAAGUUUGCGCGAAGUCGCGCAUGACAUAGAUAGCAUCAAAGAUUUUAACCAGCACAUCUUGACUUUUGAGAAUAGUUCCGGCUCGGUUGCGGCCCGAGAAGUGCAAUAUAUUCGCCAUCCCACCCUUGGGGCCUCUACAUCCGCGCCUGCGCCUGCACCGGCUCCUUCGUCUCAGCCGAGCACCUUUAAACCACCUCAGGCAUCAAUGCCUGCACUUUCUCAGCCACCUGUGGUAGCAGCAUCUUCUCCUUCACCGCCAGCUGCGUCGUCAGUAUCAAGCGGCCUUACCCAACUACCGCCAUUGUCUAUUCAACAAACUCCUGACAGCUUGAGCACACCGUCUCAAUACCAAGUUUAUCCUGGCCCUGCACCUUCAGCUCAACCCUCCGCAGGGCCUCCGUAUCCUCCCUCUCCUUCCGGAGGGUAUCAGCCGACUACGUCUAACGCUCCGAUGAUGCAUCCACCGAACGGUUAUCAAGCGAAUCUUCCUCCAGUCAGGCCAGUUUUUGGGAUAUCGCUUGAGGACCUCUUCCACAGAGAUGGCACAGCGGUUCCGGUGAUUAUUUAUCAAUGUAUCCAAGCGAUCGAAAUGUUUGGUCUUGACAUGGAGGGCAUUUAUCGACAAUCCGGAAGCGCCAACCACAUCAACCAUAUGAAAGCGGCAUUUAACAAUGAUUCUUCUCAAGUAGACUUCACCAACCCGGAGAACUUUUACCAUGACGUGAAUAGCGUGGCCGGGCUUCUAAAGCAGUUUUUCAGGGAGCUACCCGAUCCUUUGUUUACUCGACAAUUCUAUGGCGACUUUAUAAAUGCUGCUCGAAUUGAAAAUGAUACUCAACGCCGGGAUUCCUUGCAUGCCAUUAUCAAUGGUUUGCCUGACCCCAACUACGCGACUUUGCGAGCUUUGGUUCUGCAUCUCAAUAGAGUUCAGGAGCACUCAAGCAAUAAUCGCAUGACUGCGGGGAAUAUCGCCAUUUGUUUUGGGCCAACUCUCAUGGGCGCGUCUGGAAGCAGCCUGAUAGAUUCUGGAUGGCAAAACCGUGUCAUUGAAACGGUGCUUCUCAACACGUUCCAAAUCUUCGACGACGACUGA
Molecule: messenger RNA, 1950 nt
Organism: Talaromyces atroroseus
Lineage: Eukaryota; Fungi; Ascomycota; Eurotiomycetes; Eurotiales; Trichocomaceae
Exons: 8
Coding region: 1-1950 (649 amino acids)
Biological process (GO): signal transduction; regulation of GTPase activity
Cellular component (GO): cytoplasm
Source: RefSeq, a predicted model, not a curated record